Mustela erminea (ermine) is the source of this 923-nucleotide messenger RNA. RefSeq names its product cytochrome c oxidase assembly factor 8. Gene Ontology annotation, biological process: intrinsic apoptotic signaling pathway. The transcript has 5 exons. Gene Ontology annotation, cellular component: mitochondrion. Bases 64 to 657 code for a protein of 197 amino acids. The record is from RefSeq and is a predicted model, not a curated record. Lineage: Eukaryota; Metazoa; Chordata; Mammalia; Carnivora; Mustelidae.
UAAGGCAGCCCCUCGCGCCGUCGCGGCUCUGCCGUGUUCUGCGGCCGUCGGGGGACGCUGGCCAUGGCGGCCCUGCGGCCCUCGAGGAGGGUACUUGUCCCUCCGCUCUGCCGCGCCUUCGCGGGGUCCGGCUGUCAGCUCGCCCCAGAGCGCGGCGCGGAGCGCAGGGAUACUGCGUCCGGCGGGGUCUCAGGAUUCUGCCCUCCAAGAAAAUCUUGCCAUGAUUGGAUAGGACCCCCAGAUAAACAUUCAAACCUUCGACCCGUUCACUUUUACGUCCCCAAAAACGAAUCACCGUUGGAACAGAAGCUAAGACAAUUGAGACAAGAAACACAAGAAUGGAACCAACAGUUCUGGGCAAACCAGAAUUUGACAUUUCGUAAGGAGAAAGAAGAAUUUAUUCGCUCGAGACUGAAAGCUAGAGGCCUGGAACCCAGAGCUGGAUCAGGCCAAAAAGCAACAUUAGAUGCAGAAGAAAUGGCUGACUUCUACAAGGAAUUUUUAAGUAAAAAUUUUCUGAAGCACAUGUAUUAUAACAGAGACUGGUACCAGCGUAAUUUUGCCAUCACCUUCUGCAUGGGAAAAGUGGCCCUGGAGAGGGUUUGGAACAAGCUUAGGCCAAAACCAAAGGAGACAGCACGGAGGAGCCCACCCUGACCUGACCACUCUGACCCACCCACCAUCGGGGGCCGAGUUUCUGGGAGAAGCGGCUGCUUUGGGAAUCUGUUCACAAGGGCUCUAGAAACCUGUAAGUGAGCUGAGUCCCACGCCCGCUUUAUGGGGGCCCCUUGGCUUCUGUCAGCACAGGGUGGACUGCAGAACAGGGGGCCUGGUGAGCCACGGGCUGUGUGCCUGCCCUGACUCUGGAUUCCAAGCUGGCCCUGGGUCAUGGACAUGAUGUUAAAUAAAACCCAAGCACCGUG